AUGGAUUUUCCACCUUUUCUUAAGUUAUUACAUUGGGAGGAAUAUCCAGGAAAGUGUCUUCCUCAUACACUUAGGCCGGAAAAUCUUGUCGAACUCAAUUUAGAAAAUAGCAAGCUCAGGCAUUUGUGGGAAGGAACCCAGCCAGUUAGAAAUCUGAAGAAGCUGAUUUUGACAGCGUCGUAUAAUUUGGAGAAACUCCCGGAUCUUGCGAAUGCUACAAAUCUCGAGAUUUUAAAAGUGGCUGAAUGUCGGAGUUUGGUAGAGAUUCAUUCCUCUGUUGGAAAUCUUCAUAAACUAGAGAAGUUGGAGAUGGAACUUUGUAGAAACCUACAAGUUGUUCCGACUCUCUUCAAUUUGGCAUCUCUUCAAUCUCUCUCGCUAGCGGGAUGUGGCCUACUGAGAAAACUUCCAGAUAUUUCCGCGACCAUCACAGUCCUCUCAAUCAUAGACACGAUGUUAGAAGAAUUUGCUGCAUCAAUUAUGCUCUGGUCUCGUCUUGAGGUCCUCACUAUAACUGGCAGUGUCAUUCCACAUGGACAGUACAGAGAGAUAUUGUUAGAAUUCAGCAGCUCAUCCCAGGACAUCGAAAUUGUUGAAUGUGGUGUCAAGAUCUUUAGGGACCUUGUCCACUAUAUUAUCCAUUUACCUUUUGUGAAACAGUCGUUGGUGGAACAGUUUGUGGAAGACGGUCUCUGUGAUGAAAGCAUUGCUCCAGCAAUAGUAGAGACCAUGGUGGAUUUGGGUAAAACCGCUGAGUGUGUUGCAGCAAUAGAAAAUAUGGUUGAUGAUUAUAAUCUGAGCCUUAUGACGAAAAACCUGAUUGAAGACCAAGAUAGAAGACCCUCUAAGAAGAGAAAACGAUGA
Molecule: messenger RNA, 864 nt
Organism: Eruca vesicaria subsp. sativa (arugula)
Lineage: Eukaryota; Viridiplantae; Streptophyta; Magnoliopsida; Brassicales; Brassicaceae
Source: the annotation of a GenBank genome assembly